Messenger RNA from Chelmon rostratus (copperband butterflyfish), 4387 nucleotides. RefSeq lists its product as uncharacterized. The record is from RefSeq and is a predicted model, not a curated record. Lineage: Eukaryota; Metazoa; Chordata; Actinopteri; Chaetodontiformes; Chaetodontidae. The transcript is spliced from 13 exons. Gene Ontology annotation, cellular component: nuclear envelope; membrane; meiotic nuclear membrane microtubule tethering complex. Bases 205 to 2085 code for a protein of 626 amino acids.
UCGGCAGCUCAGUCGCUGGAUGUUUGUCCGGAACGCGGACGAAACUGAAUUUACCUCUGCAGGUGAAUUCAGUCACUCAGCGGCCACCAGCCUCACCUGGACCAGCGGAAGCGUUUCUCCACCAGCUUUAAGGCCCGUCACCUUUCCUGGUUUCCUGAAAUGGACUCGUCCUGCAGCGGCAGGUGACGGUCACGUGAUGUCAGGAUGCCUGGAUUCCCACCGAACCCGCCCCCUUCAGAGCACCAGGGUGAUGCCACCUCCACCACUGAACACAGGGAUGUUCUGCCCGGAGAGGAAGUGAGGGAUAUGGAGCCGAUUCAGGAUCUGUCAGAGUCUCUGUCCCCCUCCACCUCGUCUCCACUGGAGCUGAAUGAGGAGGACAUGCAGCCAGUGGACGGCAGCUGGAGCCAAGAUGGAGACCUGGUGGAAUGUGGACAACUGGAGAGGAGGUGGAUCCUCUGGCACGAGUUCAUGGAGGAACACGUCCACCUGGACGCCUGGCUGCGAUUGGCUGAGCAGGCUGUCAGUUUCCCUAACCCCGCCCACGUUACCUAUGUCACAGCCAAGGAUGAAGUGAGGAAGUUUGAGAGGCUGCGGCGCGAGGCCGGAUCGCGGCUCGUCCAGCUGGACGGUUUGACCCGCAGGAAUCGAACGCUGACUCGGCUGUUUCAGGGCGCCAUGCAGGCUCGGCUGCUGGCGUCGGCCAGGCGGUGCGGACAACGAUGGGACGACGUGAACGCCAAACUGGAGUCCAUCGCCGGACAGCUGAAGCUCUUUGUCUCGGAGUGGGAGGGGUUUGAGGCCGAGAGGGAGGAGCUCGCUCUCUGGUUGGCUGACCUGGACGUCCGUCUGAGCGAGGUGGAUCACCUGACAGGAAACACCUGUGAAAAGCUGAGACGACUCCAGUCCUUCCAGCAGUGUGUGUGUGUGAACUCGGGCCGUGUGAACGUCCUGUUGCGGUGCGGCGAGGCGUUGAUCCAGCGCAGCCAACCAGCUGACGCUCGGCACGUGGAGAGCCACCUGGUGGAGCUGCUGCGCCGCUGCAGCCUCGUCUACAACAACAUCGCACGAACGCACACCAGGUUGCUGAGCAUGAGACUGGUGUUUGAGGAUGACUGGAUUCUGUCUCAGGCUACAGACUCUGGUUGUCCUUCAGAGAGUCUGUUAGAGGAAGAGGGAGCGUUUAAUAAAACCAACCUGGACCUCCCUGCCGUGUCCAACCCUCCUGAAGACCCGCCCUCACCCGUUCACCUCCCCCCUCCUCCUCCCUCCCCGUCCUCGCCUACCCAUGAGCACCUGGGGCUGGAGUGGGACCCCUCGGUUGAUAUCGGACGUUCUGUCUCCCGCGACGACGCCGACUCGUCGUAUUUCAGCGCCAGCACAGGUCUGUGUCACAGAGACGGUCUGAAGAGGCGGAGCUACCUGAGCUCUCUGGGCUCUCAGUCUGACAUCAGUGAUGUCGAUCAGGAAGCAGAUCUGAGAUUGGACGGAUGGCCUGACCACGCCCACCCCAGUGUCUUCUCACCAGUAGAGAGCCAGGGGGGCGGGACUCAGCCGAAUGGAGACCAGUGGGUGACCUCGACUCCGAGCAGACGGGACGGUGAGCCAAUCAGCUUCGACGGCGGGCGUGUGAGGGCGUGGCUGGGAGUCCAGAGCCCCGCCCCUGCAGAGAGGAGGACUUCCUGUUCCAAAUCGGUGCAGACGGAUGGCGAGAUGAAGUGUUACCUGGAAGGACGCCACAUCGACACACCCAACAGCCAACAUCGCCAUGACAACACACAAGAGCCAUUUCCCGCCCCCUCUUCUUCACCGUCACGUGACCUGAAAGCCUCGUCUGAUUGGACGGAGGCUGAAGACGAGCUGUCGUGUCCCGAGCGUCUUCUCUCUGAACAAAGUGUGACCUCCAGCAGGGCCCCUUCCUCCCUGCUCUCCAAAGCCCUCCUCUUCUUCCUCCUGGCUGCAGUUAUGGCUCUCCUGGCCUUUCUGAUCUGGCUCGGCUUGGAGCCGGGGUGUCGCCGUAGCAACCGGAUGCCUCGCAGCUUCCACCUAACACUGAGAUACGUCAACGGACCCCCGCCGACAUGAAGUCCAUGCAGAGACGCCCAUGGGCGAAGCACUUUCCUCGGGCUCUGCAGAGCGGAGGGUGGCAGCUCAUCGUGUAACCUCAACAGUUUGCUCAUUUCAAUUAACCCCGAGCCCGACUCGACAUCAAAGAUCCGGCAGGAACCUGCAGGGACUGCAGGAUAAUUAGACCUCGAAUCAGGGGCAGCGCUGAGGGUCAAACACGCCUCCACAAUCCCUGAAACAGCACCUCUGGUUUGUUUUUCACUGUUUACUUCCAUCGUUAGCCCUGUGGCUAACAUGUUUUCAGGUGUAUCUGUCAACUACAGGAAUUUGUUAAUGGUUUUAACUACAGCUGCUCCUUGCAGAUUAUUAUAUCACCACGAAAUGCCUUGAUUUGUAUUGAAAGAGCUGAAUCAUUUGACCAAAAAUCAAACAAACAAAACCACUUGCUGGUGCUGGUAAGAUGAGAACAAGGCUGCUGUAUACUUCCUGAUUCUACUAAACCGAAUCAGUUACUGAUCAUGUUCUGCUCGAUACAUACCGCUCAGCUCCAGCUCCAGCUUCCAGUCUGAGUUUAGGUCUUUUUGAGAUGCCGUCUGUUAAGGUAACACAGUGUAAAUACGACACAAUCUCUUAGAUAUUAAAUAUAUCCUCGUUUCCAACUGGGAUCUAAGAGGUGACAUGACAACACGUCAGGUGUCAGCACAUUUAUUCACUUCUGUCUUAGAGCCCACGCAUUUAAAGAAUACAUAGCAGAAUAUAUGUGAUCUAAUGGAGAGCUGUAAUGUGUAAUGAUUUAUCUUUAUGCACAUCAGAGAUUUUUGGUCAGUGGAAGCAUCCGUAGCUGCCUCACUUUUGUAUUUAAUGGCUGUGUUUAGCUGAAAGUUGCAAGUCUGUAGAUGUAAAACUGUGCCUGCAGCAGUGGCUAACACUGUCUGCUAGUUAGCAUGGAAAUAUGCACAUGUUGCAGGAAAUACGCUGUUUGCUGAAUUCUGUUUAUCUUAGAAACAUUGGCGGGGUUGAGUGUUUUACCCUGAAUUCUGACUUGUAGGCUGGUGUUGUUGCAUUUCACGUCCAGAAAACUGUCAGGACUCAAUCUAUCGUGGAAUGAAGCAGAGGCUGACAGCUACGACAUUAGAAGAUGAAUUGCUUGCACAGGUUAUAUUUUUAAACUGCUAACAGUGCUAACGUAGCUAAAGCUAAUGUAUAGGAUGCAGCUAAUAAGCUAGCUUUAUGCUUGUCUGUAAAUGACUGUACGCAAUAAGACUUCAAGUCAAGAUUCUGAAGUGUUUUGUCCUGCCUCAUUAGAAAAUGAUAGCACUUGUAUUUAAUUCAGAUGUUUUGCUGUAUGAAGUGACUCAUGUUAAAGGUCAAAGGUUAAAAGAUGUGUCUCUCUUUAUGUGUUAGCCCAUCAAAUCCAGAUCACAUGUCCGUGCAUCGCUGCCGGCCACAGAGGGGUUUAUGAACGUGCUUUCCCUUUCUGGACCGGCCGCCGCCGCUCUCACUUCGUUUCUAUAGAAGUCAGCUUGCAGAGACUUGAAAGUUCUGCAGAGAGAUUAUCCAUCACAGCCGAGACCGCGACUUUAUUUACUGUAGUCAGCGCCGCGCGGUCAGUGUGCGGCUUUUCCAAAGAACAAUAACUUCACUUUGGCCAAAAUAAAAGCGUAAACAUGACGGAUGACAGCUGGUUUCAAGUCUCUGCAGGCGGACUUUCAAACACACGGAAGCGCUUCUGUCUCCACGGCGUGGAGUGUUUGCACAGGUGGACGUUCACAGAAAUGAGCAGAUGAUGGAAGUACGGCCUCAGACUCUCGUGGGCAGAGAGUAGAAUAUGAGCUUUGAACUGGUGACUGAAUGUAAAGGAUAUCUGAUGUUUAUUACGGGGGUUAAACGUGUGGAACGAGUUGUCUCACAGCUGUGGUUUGUCGUUUAUUGAACAAAAAUGUUUUUUUCUCAUUGAUUAUUGGACAUUUUUUAAUAACAGAGGAGCUUUUUCAUCGAGUUUGUUGAAGCUGCAGCUGUGAUUAACCCCAAAUGUGUGACCUCGUCAGGGGAAGAUGACGUCCAGCUUCUCUAAAAAACUCAUUUCAGGAGGAUUGCAUUGUUGUUAAACCUGCGUGAUGAUGAUGAUGAUGAUGAUGAUGAUGAAGACGGCGUUUCAAGGCUUUAAGAAGCUGAUUAAAUAGUUAAAAGAGGAAACUUUGUCAGUCAACUGCCGUCUGAAACAUUUCACUUCAGCUGAGUCUUGAUGUUUGUGUGAUGGAUGUUGCGUCCAGUCGACUGUUGUUGCUUUUGUACUCGUGUUUGAAGAUUACAAAUAAAA